CUCCUGUUGGCGACUGUUUGGUCAGUGUUUUUAUGACCAGAUUCUCCUUCAAUGGAAUUUUACAACCAAUACAAAUAGUGUUCAACCAGACGGUACAUUCCUCCGAGUGUAAGAAGUUAUCGUCAACAGUACCUCAUCCGUGUUUGGGGACUAUCUCUUACAUAGAGGGAGAAAGAUGAAAUUGUCAGCAAGGUUAUAUUAAUAACUUCUUAUACCGAUUGUCCUCUAACAUAACCGACCAAUUUGCUCGUGGAACUGCGCGUGCCUUCUGCGUGGUUGUCGCCACAGCAACAUUUUGUGCACAGGAUUACGUCAGAAAGAGUUCUCCAGAGUUUCAUUGUGCCGAGUCCCAGGGGUAUCAAUAUUGAAGCUGGAUGAUGUUCAGUUGAGUCGCAAUAUGCAACAUUGUAUGGUUAAUCAAUAAGCUUCUUUUGAGCAAAUAAUUCUUUAGAAAAUUCGUUGAAAGUUGGAACUGAAUUUGGAUGUUUUAAACGUUUUGAGCUGUCCUGAUGUUACCGAGUUGAGGUUGUGAUAUGCCGGCAGACGAUAUAGACUGGCGGCGCCCUCUAUUUAAGGUGAUACUUAUUGGGGAGGCGGGCGUUGGUAAAUCCUCUUUGUUCCUCAGGAUUAAGGACAAUGUGUUUAUACGGGGGCUGCAGCCAACCGUCGGCAUCGAGAGCUGUGUGAAGGCACUGUAUGUGGAGGACGAAAGGGUCUCGUUGGCCAUUUGGGACACAGCAGGCGUUGAAAAAUUCAAAACAAUGACCCGGAACUACUAUCGCAACACGCACGCAGCCCUGCUGGUGUAUGACGUUAACAACCCAGCCUCGCUCCAGUACCUGACAAAGUGGGUCAGUGACGUCAUGGAUUUCGCUCCUAAUGCUCUGAGAUUUGUGUUGGGAAACAAGUGUGAUCUAGAACGGAAUGUUAUAACGGACAGCACAGAGAACUUCCGGUAUGCACACAACUGCGAAUGUGUACUUCCAGUUUCUGCAAAAACUGGAGAGGGGAUAGACAAUGCUUUAAAUGUUGUGGCAACGAAACUUAUGGACACUUACAAGACACCACUGUUUUACGAAUCUCUCUACAACAGUACAGUGGAAAUCACAAAACACCAGCCCAGACAGCGAGGUCGACCUCCCAGGGAGUGUUGUCAGACCAUAUGAAUCAAGAAAAUAAAUGUAUAACCUAAGCAUUCCCUGGCAACCCCACUGCCUUGCAUUGCACCUACUCGUGCAUAGUAAUAUUGCGUGUGUGGCAUAAUGCAUGCAUAUGUGGAGACGAAUGAACUUUUAUACCCGGUGAAAACUUUGUUAGUGUUCCAAUGUUUUGCUCCAUGAGAAAAUGUGCCAGAGACGAACGGACGCGAACACAGAAAUGUCAAAGGGAUAUACUCUACCUUUUUGUCGCCACAUGUGGUGAAAUGAUAUACGGAGUAUGUCCCUGGCCUCAAAUGUGGAGAUAAACUAUACUUUCAGAGCCGAAGGUGUUGACCUAGACUGGCCACCAGACCCUAAGUUGUUUUUUUUAAGAAUUGCCAAGCUAAAUUCUAGAAUCAGACAUAUCCUAGGGAUCAAAAUCAUAAAGCUCAAUUUUAUUUAUAAUUCUAAUAUUCUAGAGACAGGGGGCCAGUCUAGUGUUGACCAAGCAAACAUCUGAUGAAAUGUUUUAACAGGAGCAUAUAUAUGAAGUCUGAUUUGUUCCAAAGCCUCUUUGCUAUCAAUGUAUAUAUAUAUGUGUAUGUUUUUCUUCAAUAAAAACAGAGAACUACA
Molecule: messenger RNA, 1772 nt
Organism: Pecten maximus
Lineage: Eukaryota; Metazoa; Mollusca; Bivalvia; Pectinida; Pectinidae
Product: ras-related protein Rab-1C-like
Exons: 4
Coding region: 534-1166 (210 amino acids)
Cellular component (GO): trans-Golgi network
Molecular function (GO): GTP binding; GTPase activity
Source: RefSeq, a predicted model, not a curated record